CCUUCCGGAGAGUUGACAUCAGCUAUAAAACAAUGUUUAGUAUCUUGACAAAAACUACAACAAAUUUAUUACUACUCCAAACCAGAAGAAAAGUAGUCCUACAACAGAUCAGAACCAUGUCUGUAUUCAGCACCUCUCGAUUGGCUGGUAAAACUGUCCUUGUGACUGGUGCCUCCGCCGGUAUCGGUGCCUCAACUGCCGAGCUCUUCGCUAAAUGCGGGUCCAAUGUCGUCCUCCUCGCCCGACGAGCGGACAACCUUCAAGCAGUGAAAGCUAAAUGUGAAGCUGCCCACAAGGAGUCUGGGCUAAAGGAGGGCGGUAAAGUGGUCGUCAUUGAGGCAGACAUGCAGAAGAAUGAGCACUUGGAUGCCAUCCCCACCAAGCUUGAAGGCUUGGAAGUUGACAUUCUUGUCAACAAUGCUGGUAUGGUGAGGGGUAAAGAGCAAGUGGGAGACAUCUCUGAAGAUGACAUCAAUGUGAUGUUCUCAACCAACGUCCUCGGUCUCAUUCACUUAACUCAGAUCUUUGUUCGUCAAUUCAAGCAACGAAACGCUGGCAUGAUUAUUAACCUCGGUUCCAUCGCCGGUCGUGAACCUUACGCUGGUGGUGCCAUCUACUGCGCUACCAAGCACGCCCUUGCCGCUUUCACCGGCAGUUUGUUGAGAGAACUUGUCAACACCCCCAUCAGAGUCUGUGAGGUUCAACCGGGCAUGGUGGAGACAGAGUUCUCCAUUGUCAGGUUCAGGGGCGACAAGGACGCUGCCGAUGCUGUUUACAAGGGGAUUCAGCCAUUGGUUGCUCAGGAUAUCGCCGAAGAAAUCGUUUGGUGUGCCUCCAGGCCUGCGCAUGUCAAUAUUGCCCAACUCUUCGUCAUGCCUGUCAACCAGGCCACGCCUACUCUUGCUCACCGAAGUUCUUAAAGUCAUGAAACAUGAUUCAGGCAGUAAAUGCCAAAACUUAAUGCAGCUAUUUCAAACAAGUACAUGGGUAUAUCUAAACAAGAUGCAGUAAAGAGCCGAAAGUAAAUUGCACAUGUCCCCUAUCUCUAAACUAAGCCUUGGCCUCCUUGGCCUUCCUCUUCUCGAUGGCCUUCCUCUUCUUCUCAAGCUUCUCCUUCUCGGCAGCCUUUUCGCGGUUGG
Messenger RNA from Cryptococcus deneoformans JEC21, 1139 nucleotides. RefSeq names its product short-chain dehydrogenase, putative. The transcript is spliced from 9 exons. Gene Ontology annotation, cellular component: cytosol. The coding region runs from base 33 to 920 and encodes 295 amino acids. Lineage: Eukaryota; Fungi; Basidiomycota; Tremellomycetes; Tremellales; Cryptococcaceae. The record is from RefSeq and is a predicted model, not a curated record. Gene Ontology annotation, molecular function: oxidoreductase activity.